AUGGAAGCUCGGAGCUUGCGCUCCUCCAGCUUUGUCUCACUGAACGGACGCCCAGCCGUGGGCGAUGGGGCGUGGGUUUUCCCGUCCACUGUUUUCGGCUUGGAGUUGGGCCGUUCCCGUUCCUCCACCUGGGCACCGGCGCGCUCCUCGUCGCGCGGGUCACGCGACGACGUGCUCGACGAGUGGCUUUUCCCCGUGAAGGAUCCCGCGGCGCAUCGCACCUGGAGCACCGACGCGGCGGGCGGUGGGCGGCCGCGAUGGCUGCGGGAAGUGCAGCAAGAUGGAGGAGUUCGAGGGUGGCUGCUACAGGGGCUUGAGCUCAGUGGCAUGGAAGACAAGAACUACUUGCUGGGCCUGCGAUGGCUCUCCGGGGUCGCGCUGCCAAUCACCGCGGAGCGGACGGCGGAGUGGAGACGAAGAAGACGUAUCGCGGAGGAGAUCGAGAAGGACCUGCCACGGACUUUCCCCGGGCAUCCCAACGAGGAGCACUUGACGAUGGCCUCUCGCGACAUCCUGCGGAUGCUCUGCUGCGCGCGGAACGUCUCUGUUGGAUACACUCAGGGCCUCAACUUCACAGCGGCCGUGCUGAGCUGCGCCAUGGCCCGCGACGAUGCCUUCUGGUGCCUCACCGCUUUAGCGGAAUCGGUGGCGGCACACUUCAUGUCCAACGACAUGCUCCAAGGAGCUGUGGCUGACUGUGAAUGUAUCGACUGGUUGGCUGGCGAGCUGGAUCCGCAGCUUGCAGCCUUGGGCCGUGCCUGUGAAGGAUAUUCCUCCGUGAUCUUCGCACGGCCACUUUGUACAUUGCUGGCCUGCUGCGGCUUGCCAGUGGACGCCACCUUGCAAUGUUGGAGAGCGAUUCUUCAUUCAACGAACCCCAGGAUCUUCCUCCUCCGCAGCAUCACUGCAUUCCUCCUGGCAGCGCUGCAGCGGCAAACGGAUCCGCCCGCGGAGCUCGGAGAUCUGAUGGAGGCUUUAGAGAAGACCUUUCAGGGCACCUACGAUGCCCAGGUGGUGUUGGCCGCGGCCACGGAGAGUGUGGAGUCAGUCCCUGAUUCCGUGGUGCUCGAGAAGCUGAAGCAGAUCGAAGAUCGCUUGCAGAGUAAACAUGCCAAUCGCAGCGAUGCGCAGAGGGAGGCACAUGAGGCUCAACAAGCCCAGCGCUUAAGGCAACUGGUCUUAGAGGAUGUGGGCGUCAGACAGAGCCUGCUCAAAGAUAUGCAGGCGGCCUGGCGUGGAGCGGUGUGCCGGACACGGCCUGAAGUGUCACAGAUGGACUUCCUGCUGCUGCUGCCAGCGGAGGAUUUGCAGGGUGUCAAGAGCUCCACUUGGGAGGCUUUCCUGUCGACCAUCUUCGAUGAUUUGGAUGUUUCACGGCGGGGCCUGGUGCCCUUGAAGCACGCCUUGAUCGCACUGGCACUCAUGUUGGGCGACACGCCCUUGGAGCGGAUUUGCGCACUCUUCUCCAUGCUCGAAGUAGAGGGCCGAUGCUGCAGCGAGGACUUUCGCGCCCUUGCGGAGGCGACAGGACAGCAAGAUGCUGCGGCACAGUGGCUGGCCUCCAACAACGUCCGAGAGCACUUAGACCAGGAGACCUUCAUCAAGGCCCUUCUGGCCUUGCCCUCCUUGGCCUUGGCCACGGUGGACACAGAUCUGACCGGAAGCUUCAGCAUCUCCUUCACCUCCUCGUCCUGCGGCACCUUGCUGCCGGUCGCCCCAAAGUGGGUCCCGGACGUGCAGGAGAGUUCGUGUCAGUUGUGCGCGGAGUACUUCACCUGCUACCGCCGCCGGCACCACUGCCGCGCCUGCGGGCGCUUGGUGUGUCGACCCUGCAGUCGGCAGAAGAUUGCUUUGUCCAUCAUCGGCUAUCUCGAGCCAGUUCGUGUGUGUGACGACUGCUUUUCGGUGCUGAGCCCUUAA
This is a messenger RNA of Durusdinium trenchii, 1920 nucleotides long. Lineage: Eukaryota; Dinophyceae; Suessiales; Symbiodiniaceae. The record is from the annotation of a GenBank genome assembly.